GAGGGUGACGCAGCUGAUGGAGUGACCCGGAAGUCGCGCAGAUCUCUCCUCUCUCGGCUGACGUCACUUCAUUGAGUUGUUUAAGAUGGCGCUUCGGCCCGGAUCAGGGGGAGGUGGCAGUUUUAUGUACCCUGUAGGAGGGGGCAUUGGACCGCCGCAAGGAAUGAUGCCCAUGCAGCAGCAACAGCAACAGGGCUUUCCCAUGGUCCAGGUCAUGCAGCCCAACAUGCAAGGCAUGAUGGGAAUGAAUUUUGGAACACAGAUGCCCGGUGCCAUGCCAAUACAGGGUGGGAUGGCGAUGGGCAUGCAGACUCCCGGGAUGCAGUUCAUGGGUCAGCCUCAGUUCAUGGGCAUGAGGGGCCCAGGGCCACAGUUCCCUGUGGACCUUCAGAAGCAGAUGGCGGAGGAGCAUCAAAAACGUCUGGAGCAGCAGCAGCGGAUGCUGGAGGAGGACCGGAAGAGAAGACAGUUUGAGGAGCAGAAACAGAAACUACGCCUACUGAGCAGCGUCAAACCCAAAACUGGGGAGAAGAGUCGUGACGAUGCCUUAGAGGCCAUCAAAGGAAAUCUAGAUGGGUUCAGCAGAGAUGCCAAGAUGCAUCCAACACCGUCUUCACAGUCUAAGAAACCAGACUCAUCGCCAUCUCAUUCCUCUGUCACCUCUCAUACCCUUCCUCCUGCUUUCCCUGAUGACGACGAUGAGUUUAGUGACUUUGUGCAGGGCCCCGUCGAUGCCUCCUCCUCAUUCCCCUCUUCAUCCCUCCCUCCAUCCUCCCCUCACAUUAGCCAGCCAUUAGACAUGGGGCCUGGCCAGCACCCCCCUUCCUCCUCUCUCCCUCACUCUGUCCCUUCAUCUCUCCCUGUCUCACCUGCCAUCCAACACUCUUCUGUCAUCUCCAGCUCCCAAUCUGCAUUCCAAGGCCCAUCUCUGGAGGAGAAGAUGUUCACAUCUUGCGAUUUGACAGCUGAUAAGAAGGCCCAGGUUAGUUUUAAGCCACACCAGGCUCUGUCUGAGCUGAGUCCCAGAGUUCAGGUCACAGCUCAGUUUCACAGCAGCACCAGAGCCCGAAACUGGGCCCAAACUCAAGAUGACUUCAACUCAGCCUUCAUCGUAGAGACGGCACCUGAGCCUCGACCUGCAACUCAGGUGCCCCCUGCAGCAGACAACCCACCCGUCCAGCCCACUAGCACCAGCGGUGUGGGUGUCUACCCCCAACAAGACAUGCAACCCAUUGUGCCAGCCUGGUUGUACAAUGACUCGCUCAUCCCAGAGUUGUUCAAGAAGGUCCUUGAAUUCACCAUAACACCAGCAGGUAUUGACACAGCCAAACUCUACCCAAUUCUGAUAUCAUCGGGUCUGCCACGGGAAGCUCUCGGACAGAUCUGGGCCUUGGCCAACCGCACCACACCUGGCAAGCUGACCAAGGAAGAGCUGUAUACCGUCCUUGCUUUGAUUGGAGUCGCCCAGAGUGGUCUUACAGUCAUGAGUUUGGACAUCCUGAGUCAGUUCCCCUCUCCGCCUGUGCCCAAUCUACCCGCCAUGGCUAUGGCUAUUCCUGCUGUCCUGCCUCAGCACCAGCAGCCCAUCAUGACCCAGCCACCCGUGUCCAUGGCUAUGUCAGUCGCUGCGCCGCCUGUCAUGGGCAUAACCCCAAACCCGCCCGCACAACCACCGGCCAGCUUCAUCACCAACUUCCCUCCUGUUCAGGCUACCAAGGCUGAUGAUGACGAUUUCCAGGACUUCCAGGAAGCCCCCAAAGCUGGCGCUGGAGAUGACUCAUUCACAGAUUUCCAAGGAGAAACAGGAGGAGUGUUUCCCAGCAUGACAUCAUCAUCCCAAAGCGGUGUUCCUGCCAUGCUAACUCCAGUGUCAGGAUCUUCAUCCUCCUCCUCUGAUAAAUACGCAGUGUUUAAACAGAUGUCAGUGGAGCAGCCUGCAGAGCCCACACCUCCUGUCUCAGAUUCAGGCGACAAAUACAGUGUUUUCCGAGAGCUUGAGCAGCCUUCAGACAGAAAACCAGUUGGGGAGGGAUUUGCUGAUUUCAAGUCUGUCAGUGCCGACGAUGGCUUCACAGACUUUAAAACAGCCGACACCGUCUCUCCACUAGACCCACCAGACCAGGCCAAGUUCCAGCCAACUUUUCCUCCUCCUUUCUCUUCUUCUCAGUCUCUGUCCCAGCCAGCCUCUCUGGCUCAACCUAGAAAUCCUCUCAACAUGGCAGACCUGGACCUCUUCACAACAAUGACUCCUCCAGCUCCCACUACCACUGUUGACUCCAAACUCAACCUGUUUCCUUCAGCGCCGCCAUCCUUGGUAUUGCCCUCAGUUGCAAAACCUCCCAGUGUAGGGGGUGAUGACUUUGGCGAUUUUGCUCUUUUUGGCUCCUCAGUGUCCUCCGAAGUAGCUCCCAACACCUCUACAGUAGGGAGAGGAACUGGGACGGCAGUUCAGGACGACUUUGCUGACUUCAUGGCAUUCGGGAGCUCGAGAGAUCAGAGAAACGAGACCAGCUCUGGAGACGGUGGUGGAGAGGCCCAGGCGGAGACGUCCCAGCCGAGGCAGCAAAUCAGCACUGAUAAGUAUGACGUCUUCAAGCAGCUUUCCCUAGAAGGUGGCCUGGACUACGACAACAAAGAAAGCGGCGGGGGGUCCUUCUCGUCGCUUAAGAGCGACAACGACGACUUUGCAGAUUUCCAGUCCUCCAAAUUCUGUACGGCCCUGGGCGCGUCCGACAAGAGCCUGGUGGACAAAGUGGCCGCCUUCAAGCAGGCCAAAGAGGACUCUGCCUCCGUGAAAUCCCUGGACCUCCCGUCCAUUGGGGGCAGCAGCGUGGGGAAGGAGGACUCGGAGGAUGCACUCUCAGUACAGCUAGACAUGAAGUUGUCGGACAUGGGUGGAGACCUGAAGCAUGUGAUGUCUGAUAGCUCCCUAGAUCUCCCUGGUUUGUCAUCCCAUCAACCCCCAGCUGCAGAGUCUGAUGAUUUAAAAUUUGACCCCUUUGGCACAUCUGCCGUCAGCAGUCUUGGCAGCUACGACUGGUCUGACAAGGAAGAGCUCUCGUCUGGUCAAGGUAAAAAGCUUCAGGGAGGACUGCCAUCUUCAGCUGUCAUCCAGAGGAAAGAGACGUCUUUCGGGAGCUCGGAGAACAUCACCCACACCACAGUUGCCAAGGUGACCACCUUCCCGAUCGAAGAUGGUGGCUCCACCACCGAAAGCCGGUUUGAAGCCUUUGCUGACUUUGGCUCCAUUGAGCAGGCCGGUCAAGACGACAACGAUGACUUUGGAGACUUUGCCAGCACGGUUUCUGAGAAAUCUGACUCCCCUCCUGGAACCACAGAAGCAGAGGGCAACCAGGGUGAAUUGAUGGAUGAGUUUGGAGCCUUCCACGGUGACAAGCCCAAAUUUGGCAAGUCAGACUUCUUGAAAGCCAGCACGCAGGCCAAAGUGAAAUCCAGUGAAGAGAUGAUCAAGAACGAACUCGCCACCUUUGACUUGUCUGUGCAGGGAUCCCAUAAGCGCAGCCACAGUCUGGGAGAGAAAGAAAUUGUACGGUCCAUCCCUUCUCCUGCCCCUGAGCAGCCCUUCAGAGACCGAUCCAACACCCUAAAUGAAAAACCUGCGCUGCCGAUCAUCCGAGACAAGUACAAGGACCUUACAGGAGAGGUGGAGGAGAGUGAGCGAUAUGCGUACGAAUGGCAGAGGUGUUUGGAGAGCGCUCUGCAGGUCAUCACCACUGCCAAUAACACCCUUAAUGGCAUCAGCAGCUCCACGGUGUGCACAGAGGUCAUCCAGUCAGCACAGGGGAUGGAGUACCUGCUGGGUGUGGUGGAGGUGUAUCGUGUGACCAAGCGUGUAGAGCUGGGGAUAAAAGCCACGGCCGUUUGUUCAGAGAAACUACAGGAGCUGCUUAAAGACAUCAGCCGCGUGUGGAACAACCUGAUGGGCUUCAUGUCACUGGCAAACCUCUCUCCUGAUGAGAGCUCACUGGACUUCUCCUCCUGUAUAUUGAGGCACGGCAUUAAGAAUGCUAAAGAGCUGGCGUGUGGAGUGUGUCUGCUCAACGUGGACUCGCGCAGCAAGAAGAAAGACGAGAACACUUUUGGACGCCUGUUUAAAAGAGCACUGACAAAAGACAGUCGCUCCAAAUUAAGGGCCUUUAAUUCGGAGACGGACAACUUCAAGCUGAUGUACGGAGGUCACCAGUACCACGCCAGCUGUGCUAACUUCUGGAUUAACUGCGUGGAACCCAAACCGCCGGGUCUCAUCCUGCCCGACCUGCUCUAGAAGCGAGCGCUGAAACAUGAACUUUUCAGUAACUUUAACUGUUUAUCGCUGUUUGCCUUUGAACCGGUACAGCUCUCCUCACUUGAAUUUGGGACGCAACUGUCUAGAUCUCCCAUUGUCUUUUGGUAGAUCAGAUAAGUGAUGUACUACUGAAUAAUAGUUUAUUUAAAAAUUGUAAAUGUGUCUUUAUCUCUACCUUUUUGGAUCUGCUUCUCUUCUGCAUCAAAAGUGUCUGGUUGGUUGAUUCUUUGCUGUUGAUUUCUCUACCAUGUGAAGUAAAUACUGUGGAGCUGUUCUGCAUGUUACGAAUAGCAGACUUGUAAUAUAAAAUCCAUAAAACAAUAAAGGUAAAACAUUUGAAAGCAUCAAGAAGUGUAGUAGAUAUUACUUACAAGAGAGAAACAUUUAGACAGUGGUAUCUUCUUUUGUCAUUGUUUUCUGUAUGUUUGUGCUGGAACACAAGUCACUUUUGUAGUGGGUCUGGAAAUGCAUGCGAUUUUCUGAGAAUCUUUUAUAAAGCCUGGAAGAUAUUCAGUAUUCUGGAUUCAGAUGUUACUCUUUUGAAGGACUUUGUUGUGUGAAACUUUGAAGGGAAUUCAAAAGUCUGGGGAUGCAAGAAGUUAAAAACAAAGCCAACCCAAGCAGUUAUCUUAAGAUUAGGAAUUCCGUUCUUUUCAUUGACGCACUUGUAAUGAAUCAACGAGAAUACAACCGAGAUUAAACUUUGUGUACAUGUUGGUCUUUGUCAGUGUUUUACUGAGGACUUACCAUUGUAUUCAUUGUUGUCAUUAUAUCAUCUACUUCAUUUAUGAGAGUUUUCUACUAAAAUGGUCUUUUUUGUGUCUGUAUUUCUGUUUAUAAUUUAAGUCGGUAAGCGCAAAUUAAAUAUUUGAAUGUUAGUAUUGGAUGCAAAUGUGAUUUUUAUUUAUUUUAUUUUUUUUGUGUCCCACAUUGGAGUGAUUACUCUGCGAUUCUGUAAAGUCAGCCUUCCUCUGUUCGGUCCGGGUAUCAGGGCCAGCUAGAGACAGCACUUCCCUCACACUGACUCAGCGCUAAUAGCUGCCAUUCACAGCAGUAUUACCUUGGCAACCAUUUGCAAGGAUACUGGACUUUGAUUUUGUAUGAUUGUCGCAAGACAUCAUGAUUUAAACCCCAUCUGUAUGUACAGAAGAGGAGGAGUGACUUCUGUCAGAUCAACUUUUCCACCCUGUUGCUCAUUCGCAUCAAAUGCCUGUUGAAAUUUUAAAUUUGAGUCGGCUUGCAAUUUUGUUGCUAUUUUGACAGGCUGUUAGAGUGGAUAAUGUUCCAUCCUUGUCUUUAUACACACGUGGCUAACAACCUUUAUCCACCUUGUCGUCGCUGAACAGCAGGGAUUAGAUUUACAGAGACUUUCUGCUCCAUGUUAAUCCAGACUUUCCACAAUGCAUUGGAAGAUUUAAUACACAGGAAGUAAAAUGGCGUUCUCUGACAUGAUCCUACAGAAGCUUUCAAAAGAAGGUUUUUACAGAAAAAAACUUUUGAAUUGUGUAAAGAACCUUCCUGAAAAACAUUUUUCUCAGAAGCUUUUCUGGAAUGGAAAGAUUCCAUUGAUGUAAAAGGUUCUUCAUGGAAUCAUAGAUGCCAAUAAAAACCCUUUAUUUUUAUCAGUGGCAUCCAUUAAAAACACAUUUAACCAUUAUACAACAGCCUGUCCAUCAGUCAAUUCCUACAGCAGGAAUUACUUUUUAGUAUUAAGGUAUUUUAUUAUUUACAAAUAUUACUAUGUAGCUUCACUGUAAUGUGUACGUACUAAAAAAAAUCGAAACUUUACAAAAAUAAGCACAAGGAAUACGUUAAAAUAUUUCACCCUUUAUUCAUUUUAACGCACUACAUGAAUUCAGUUAUUUUUAACACAAAUUAGUAAAAGCUUUGCUAGGAGUCCUAUGGUUGUAAUUACUGCUUCACUGCAGAAAACAUCUGAAAGAAACAUCUUGAGUUAAAAAUUAAAAACCGAGUAGAAUUGCAAAAGGACCAAAUAGACAAAAUAGAAUUCAUU
Molecule: messenger RNA, 6320 nt
Organism: Cyprinus carpio (common carp)
Lineage: Eukaryota; Metazoa; Chordata; Actinopteri; Cypriniformes; Cyprinidae
Product: synergin gamma-like
Cellular component (GO): clathrin coat of trans-Golgi network vesicle
Molecular function (GO): protein binding
Source: RefSeq, a predicted model, not a curated record